AUGUAAUAAGAAACUCAAAAUAAGAAAAUCACCUUCAAAUUUCUUAAUGUAAUGCGAUUACAUAUUUUAGCAAUUAAAACUAAUGAUCAAGCCUUCUUAAAAAAUUGUAUAAAUUACUCAUGCACUAGUAACAUUAUUAAGUGGAACAAUAGCAUCAAUUUAAGGAAAUUAAAUUAAAUCUGAUUGGUAAUCUAUAAAAUAAUGUUUACGAAAUACUAAUGAAAUUUUAGAGAUAAUUAAUGAUCCUUAAACAUUUUAAAAAAGAGUACGUUUUGAAAAUGUAGAGAAAUCAAUGAUGGUUUUAUAAUAAAUUCAAUAAUAAAAUGAAAAUGGGUAAAUUGAUGAGAUUUUUGAAAUAAUUCAAGAUACUUUCAAUUAACUUUUAACUAUUUCAAAACCUUUGUUUAAAAAUUUAUUAUUGUGCAAAAGAAAUAAUUAAAGAAAUAGGUCAUUAAGUUAAUAAGGUUUUUAAAACAUAAAUAAACUUUAAUAAUCCUAAAAAUCAUUCUCCAAUAAAACAAAUAUUUCCUAAUCAUAAAUAAAUAAUACUCAUAGUAAAAUUAAUAGACCCAAAAGUCAAUAAUAAUCAAACCUUAGUCUUAGUCGUUCUUCAUCCAAUUCUAAAGAUUAUUAAAAAAGAGUAAUAGAAGCCUAAACUAAAAAAGUAUAUUGUAAAUUAAAAAUAGUAAUCAAGAUUAGAUAAAAUUUUGAAAUUGCAGACAAAUAAACCAACAGCUAAAUCUUAAAUAAAAUAAAUGAUUGAUGGUCAUUAAUCUUUAAAUAGAUCUUAGAGAUCAAAUAGUAAGGAAUCGUUAAUGAAACAAGAAAUAGAAAAAAACAAAUAAAAAAUAUAAAAAUUGAAAUAAUAAGAAAAUGCAAUAAAAUGGGAAAUAGAAAGAGAAAGUAAAAGAAUUAAAGAAAAUGAAAUUGUAAAUUAAAUUUAAGAUGAAAUCAAUAGAUAUAAGAUAAGCUGGGAAAAUGAUUAAAAAAUUAAGAAGGAAAAGCGAAAUAGUAAAAUUAAGUAAAAUAAUUAAAAAAAAUAAAAUAAUACAAACCAUGAAUCUGAAAGAAAUAAUUCUUUAAAUUACAAUGAAAAUAAAGGUAUUAAUUUAAAAUAAGAUCUUUUGUUAUCUGAGAAAUUAAAAAGUGAAAAGGAAUAAUCAUUAAGUAAAAUAUUAAAAACAAUAAAUAAUUCUAAAUAGAAAUAGUUUAAAUGA
This is a messenger RNA of Paramecium sonneborni, 1217 nucleotides long. The record is from the annotation of a GenBank genome assembly. NCBI's taxonomy places the organism in Eukaryota, Ciliophora, Oligohymenophorea, Peniculida, Parameciidae.